UGGGAUUCUGUAAUCUCGCGAGAUUUUACGUUAGUUCAAUUUGAAAACAGGGCGGCGGGACCAAGAAAAGACAAAGAAGUGAAGGAACAAUGACUGCAGACAAUGAGAUGGACAUUAAGGAGACGUUUCAACGCGCUCAAAAAGGCCACAACAAGGCAAAACUAGUGGCAAGUCUCAAGAGUCGCUACAACAAGCUUGAAGACAAAACUCUAUUUCAUGAGGAGUUUGUGCAUUAUCUGAAGUAUGCCAUGAUCGUGUACAAGAGAGAGCCCUGUGUGGAAAAUGUCAUCGAGUUUGUUGCCAGGUUUGCAACAAGUUUUCAGUCUGCUCCCAAACCAGAAGAAGAGCACGAAGAGGAGACUGAGGAGGAUGAGGAAGACGCUGAGGAUGAUCACCCAUUCCUCAGUUUUAUUUUCAACUUUUUAUUGGAGUCCCAUAAAGCAAAUAGUCAUGCGGUGCGUUUCCGUGUUUGUCAAUUGAUCAACAAACUCCUGGGCAGCAUGGCGGAAAAUGCUCAAAUUGAUGAUGACUUGUUUGAUCGGAUUCAUCAAGCCAUGUUGAUCCGUGUCACUGACAAGUUUCCAAAUGUGAGGAUUCAAGCUGCACUGGCUAUGACCCGCCUACAGCAACCAAGAGAUCCAGACUGCCCAACUAUCAAUGCAUAUUUGCUGAUAAUAGAUAAUGAUUCUAAUGCUGAAGUGCGACGGGCUGUUCUCUCCUGUAUUGCAAUGUCUCCUUCUACACUCCCUAAAGUGCUCAAACGCACCAGAGACAUUAAAGAGAAUGUUCGGAAGUUGGCAUUUCAGGUACUUGCAGAUAAAGUUCACAUAAAAGCUCUCACAAUCGCACAGAGAGUGAGUCUGCUGCAGCAGGGUCUCCAUGACGCCUCAGAAGCGGUAAGAGAAGUGGUUUGCUCACGUCUGUUGCCAGCUUGGCUGCUUCGUUUGGAGGGUGAUGUCAUUCAGCUGCUUCACCGGCUUGAUGUGGAGAACUGUGCUCAGACAGCUCUGGACACUCUGAAAGCCAUAUUUGACGGCAUGACCCCUGAGGAUCUCCUGAAACACCAACUGCAGUUGAAUGACAGGAAGCUGAUGGAAGAAGAUUCAUUGAGCUGUGAGAAUAUGCUUUACUGGAGAGCCCUUUGUGAAUUCAUCAAGAGCAAGGGAGACGAAGGAGAAGAAAUGUUAGAGAAGGUUUUACCAGAUGCUGCCAUCUAUGCCCACUACCUUUCUGGGUACCUAAAGGCUGUGCCUGUUUUGUCAGAAGAACAAAGAGCUGACUUUAACCAGUUGGAGCUUGUCAUGACUAAAGAGUUCAUCUCACAACAACUCAUCCAUCUCAUUGGCUGCCUGGACACAAACGAAGAGGGAAGCAGGAAGCAAGUGCUGGCAGUUCUACAGGAGAUGCUAUCUUUACCCCAUACUCCUUUCUCUCUCGUCUCACUGCUCACUGAAAAGCUUCUUACCCUCAUCCCAGAUGACCAAAGAAGGAUUCAGUGUGUGGCAGAAAUCAUCUCUGAUGUGAGAGAGCCGAUUAUAGAGGCCAGCCAUGUUAUAGAUGAAAAUCUCAGCCGCCGACAGCAAGUACAGCUAGCAGAGGUGAAAGUUCAAAUUAUGGAAGUAAAACAGGCUCUGGAGGACUGUAUCUCCGCUCAAGAGUUUAAUCGAGCUGCUGAGCUCAAGGACUCCAUUACAGAGCUAGAAAAUCGCCGGAAUCAAAUUCUUCAGGAAAUUGCUGAGAGUAACCAGCCAGCUGACAAGGAGACUCGUGCUGAAAAGAAUGAUCCAGAGACUCUUCUAAGGUGCCUCGCAAUGUUUGCUGAGCUACUUAAGCAGAUGAACAUCAAAUCUCGUAUUGGACCAACUAUAAGCGCACUUAUGUCCUCAUUGGUCUUGCCUUCUAUUGCAAAUGCCCACCCCGCCGUCCGCAACAUGGCUGUGGUGUGUCUGGGAACAUGUGCUCUACACAGCAUGGAGCUUGCCAAAACCCACAUGGUUCUGCUGCUACAAAUUGCUCAGUUGGACGAGGUGAGGAUUCGCAUCAGUGCUGUGCAGGCUAUUAUCGACCUGUUGCUGAUGUUCGGCUUCCAGCUGCUCUCUGACACAACGAUCCUUCACACCACCCCAGCCUCGCAGUCCCCAGAGAGGCAGGAGGACGACGCCCCCUCUGACGACAAGAUGGAAACGCAGGAGGACAGUGCUCAGAGUACACUGGUCAUGCUUUCAGAGUUUCUGGACAGUGAGAUAGCAGACCUCCGCACAGAAGCAGCUGAGGGCAUUGCCAAACUGCUCUACACUGGCAGAAUUGCUAGUGCCAAAAUGUUCUCACGUCUUGUUCUGUUGUGGUACAACCCUGUCACUGAGGAUGACACUCGUCUGCGGCACUGCCUUGGCGUCUUCUUCCAGCUCUACGCCCGUGAAAGCAGGGCUCACCAGGAAGUUAUUGAGAAUAGUUUUCUGCCAACUGUGCGGACUCUGUUGAAUGCUCCAGUGACCUCUCCGCUCGCUGAGGUGGACAUUAACAACGUGGUGGAAUUACUUGUUGAACUGACCCGCCACAGUGCACUUAUCAAACCCUCGACCAACACAGAAGAAGCGUGUGUCCAUGACUACCUGGCGGCGCACAUGUGUGGAGAGAUGUUGAAAGAUCCCUCAGCCCCAGAGGUUCGGUUGUAUGCAAAGACUUUGUGCAACCUCGAACUAAGUCAAGAUGAGACUGUGAAGAAGGAUUUGCAUACACUGCUGCAGGAGCUUGUACAGGCUGUCAAGGAUCGUGUGUGUCUGCGUGCGCUUGAGAAAAUGAUGGCUCAGCUUGUGGAUUCUAAGGAACAAGCAGAGAUGCUGAGUGCCAGUGCUUUACAACCACUGGACGUAAAUGAUGAAGCAUCUGAAAACCCAACUAAAUCUGUCAAGAGAGGAAAAAGAGCUAAUCCAGGUCAAAAGAAAGCCGGCGCAACCAAAGGGGGUAGAAAGCCCAGCAGGAGAGCGGACUCAUCAGAGGAAAGUGAUGGAGAAAAUGUUCCUGAGUCUGUCCCAUCGGUGCGUCCAUCAAGAAGAGCAAAAGCAGCUGCUCUUGAGAAGACAAAGCUGGAUUUAAAUCCUCUGAUCAAUCAAGAGGUGUCGUAAAGGUCAAUCAGUAAAACAUGUAUUCAUGAAAUGUCAUGCAUUUCUUUCUUUCUAUAUUAGCAGUGUAUACCUUUUUCAUUUAUCUGUACUAAUUUUAAAGAAAACGUAUAAUAAAAUAUUUUCUAAAAUGUUUGUC
Molecule: messenger RNA, 3261 nt
Organism: Periophthalmus magnuspinnatus
Lineage: Eukaryota; Metazoa; Chordata; Actinopteri; Gobiiformes; Gobiidae
Gene: ncapg
Product: non-SMC condensin I complex, subunit G
Exons: 22
Coding region: 90-3125 (1011 amino acids)
Biological process (GO): mitotic chromosome condensation
Cellular component (GO): cytoplasm; condensin complex; condensed chromosome
Molecular function (GO): protein binding
Source: RefSeq, a predicted model, not a curated record